Brienomyrus brachyistius is the source of this 1121-nucleotide messenger RNA. It is a transcript of the gene ecscr, whose product is annotated as endothelial cell surface expressed chemotaxis and apoptosis regulator. The record is from RefSeq and is a predicted model, not a curated record. The transcript is spliced from 11 exons. NCBI's taxonomy places the organism in Eukaryota, Metazoa, Chordata, Actinopteri, Osteoglossiformes, Mormyridae. Bases 206 to 1045 code for a protein of 279 amino acids.
CCCAUCUCUCCCACCGGGAGGCGUUCGGGGGUCUGGGCCUGGGCACUGACUUGGCACUGCAUAAUCACAAAGGGCCGGAGCCUUAAGGAGGAUACAGACGCAUGCAGUAGCAGCGUGGAGACACCGCACGCGCUCAGACACACACACACGCGCUUGAGCACCCCCGUACGCCACCAACCAGACAGAGGACCCUCUGGAUUCGGAAAUGUACCCAUAUUAUUUCUGCUCCACCCUGCUCCUGACUGGACAUCUAUGCCACAUCUCGACAGCUCAAACUGCCCGGGUACCAGUCAGCAGGACAACGAUAGGUUCUCAUCUAACUACGUCCUCAGAGUCCAUGCACUUCGACGCAGAGCCCCCACCAGUGCGGGGGCUGUCACCCUCCCCGUUUAGCCAAAAAAAUGUGACGGAAUCGAAGAGUGACAAGAAGAUACUGUCUGUGGCUGUAAAACCUGAGCCAAUGCAUCGCACGACAUCAGAAACGCCAGCUGCCACGACGUUAACGGACACUAUUGGGAAGAGCAGCUGGGCAGUCACCCCACCAGGAAACACCAAUACAGCCAAUCAUUCUUCAGCACGGGCAAUGCCCACUACAGCCAGGACCCGCCCCCAGGCCGUGACAGCCUCCCAUGCCACUAGAUCAGUGCUGACAACAGCUGCGAGGAAAUCUGCAGCAGCGCCAACUUCACUCAGCAACAGCACGGGGAUGGUUCCCACCCCGGCUCCGGAAAACAGCCUGGCCAUGAUCGCCUUCGGAGUGAUGAGUUUCGUUCUCGCCCUCAUCGUCGUCAUGGUGAUUUUGCUGACCGCUGUGAAUAUGAAAGGACGGUGCCAAAAGAACAAGGGCGAAGGUAAAAAGAUCUGCGAUUCUCUGGUGUCAGAAGGCAACGUCCCAAUCACUGGCAGGAAAGAGAGCAUAACUUUGGUGUCUGUGAAGAUGAUAAACGCGGAGACAGAUAUAGACACCCCACUGAUCCCAUCAGCUAACAGCACCCUUCAGGACAGCGAGGAAAUGCUUAAGGUCCUGUUGAACAGCAAGGUGUGAGCCCAUUGUGACCAGUCUUGCUGAACAAGAGACCCUCAUAGUCACUGUGAGCAAUAAACAAUUGAUACAUGCACAA